AUGAAGACAGCGAUCUUCAUGGCGUCGUAUGCCUAUGUACCUGUUUGUUACGAGGAGAUCGUAAUGGAGCUCCAGCAUCGGAUCGUCACCUUGACUAGUGGGGCAAUCACGAGAAGAGUCGGUGGAAUAACGUUACAGUAUCUCGUUGAAACCCGUAUCAAGAGCCCUAGGCGACGUGGAGAGGACCCCCAAGGAGUGCAUUCGAAGCGUUCUGAUCAUAGUCGUGAAAAGAUAGCAUCCGUGGAAAUUUUGUUUUCGUUUUUGUCACUGCUUCCUGCUGUCGUGGGGUUUCGUGCAACACCAAGGAACGACCGCUCGGAUCAUAGGACACUGGGCAAGAGACUGGGAACGCCGGCCAUCAGAUCUCAGCAAGUCAAAGAAGAUCUGAGCUCAGACAUCAGGGAUUUUCAGCUGCGCUGUUGGAUAAAUCAAGGCCCAAACCAUCUUCGAGCCAAAUCCCGUCAUCACCACCAAGACGUGCAUAUUUAUUACUCGAUUUACCCAGUCUCAAACCCUGCUGACAUCGCAAUGACAAAGUAUGCCGGUCCUUGCCUUUGUAACCGUACGUCGGCCAAAAAGGUGAUCACUACAAUCUCCAGGAUCCCCGAUACACUUCACGUUGCGAUAAGCACUCAUGCCUUGUAUUUCUAUCUGAUCGAAUCGUUUGGAAAUUAUCUUCCCCUCUUCGAGAUCAUUUGGAGUUUUAAGUUGCAGCUCCUAAUCAAAAUUUUAAUCGUUGUUGGCGUCCAAGCACUCCGCCCGCAGUUUCUUGCUGUCGCCGCUUCCUUAGGCGCCGGAAUCGAUAUUUUUUAUGAUACGUAUGCAGCACGCCUCUUUAUGGUGGCCGUCUCCCAUGCUAACUUUGCCACAGAUAUACCCCAUCAAGCUUUCUGGACAUCUCAAACAUCAGCUCUUCUCUACAUUCGCAGGAGCGGACUUCUUCAUCGCCGGUACAAUGUGCUACUACUUGCACAAAGGCGUGACGGGCUUCUCCAGAUAAAACCAUUCCCGGAUGAUCGCAAAGAGAGUCGAAGAAUAUUGCAUUCCCGAAGAUUAGGACGUUGCUCUAUGGGCUGUUAUCUCGUGCUGCGCACUCGUCUACUUGACAAUGUUUUUGCCAAAGCACAAGUCCGGGUGCCACCAUUCAUCGUCUGGCUUUGUCCCUCUGCGCAGACCUACUUAAAAGCAACCUGGACUAUGAUCACCAUCCACUGCAUCCAUUCCCGCUUCUCCUUCCGUGAUGAAUGGACUAGGCUAUCUUACUUCUUACCAAUCUGGUGCGAGCCAGCUUGUCCCUGCGAAUGCCUCGAUAUCUUUCACGAAUCAUUCGGCACCAGCAUAUGGAGCAGCCAUGAAUGUUCAGAUUCAUCGCAGAAUGCAAGAUUUCAGUGGGAUUCAAAUGCCUACUCCAUCUAUGCCUCCCGAAACACCUUCAACCUCAUGGUCGCCUUCAGGCUGGAGCGCGCCAUCGGGACAAACCAGCCGCCCAUGCCACCGUGGCCAUGGAAGGUGCAGGUGGCAAUUCUCCUACCCUAUCUGAAUGAUGAUCGCUGA
This is a messenger RNA of Guyanagaster necrorhizus, 1554 nucleotides long. RefSeq lists its product as uncharacterized. The transcript is spliced from 18 exons. The coding region runs from base 1 to 1554 and encodes 517 amino acids. The record is from RefSeq and is a predicted model, not a curated record. Lineage: Eukaryota; Fungi; Basidiomycota; Agaricomycetes; Agaricales; Physalacriaceae.